Messenger RNA from Acinonyx jubatus (cheetah), 4361 nucleotides. RefSeq names its product N-acetylneuraminic acid phosphatase (gene NANP). NCBI's taxonomy places the organism in Eukaryota, Metazoa, Chordata, Mammalia, Carnivora, Felidae. Bases 70 to 816 code for a protein of 248 amino acids. The record is from RefSeq and is a predicted model, not a curated record. The transcript has 2 exons. Gene Ontology annotation, molecular function: hydrolase activity.
UCCCUCUUCACGCAUGCGCGGUGGCGGUGGCAGAGGCGGAGUUGGAACGGUACGCGCGCGGUUGGCGGAAUGGUCUUGAACCAGGUACGGGCCGUUUUCUUUGAUCUGGACAACACGCUCAUCGACACGGCCGGGGCGAGUAGAAAAGGCAUGUUGGAGGUGAUAAAGCUCUUACAAUCAAAAUACCAUUACAAAGAAGAAGCUAAAACCAUCUGUGACAAAGUGCAAGUUAAACUUAGCAAGGAAUGUUUUCAUCCUUCCAGUACUUGCAUUACUGAUCUCAGGACUUUACAUUGGGAAGAAGCAAUCCAGGAAACGAAGGGUGGUGCAGCCAAUAGGAUAUUGGCUGAAGAAUGUUAUUUCCUGUGGAAAUCUACACGUUUACAGCAUAUGAUACUAGCAGAAGAUGUCAAAGCCAUGCUCACUGAACUUCGAAAGGAGGUCCGCCUACUUUUACUGACAAAUGGAGACUGCCAGACCCAAAGGGAGAAGAUCGAGGCUUGUGCCUGCCAGUCCUAUUUUGAUGCUAUCGUUGUAGGUGGAGAGCAGAAAGAAGAGAAACCAUCACCUUCCAUAUUUUAUUACUGCUGUAGUCUCCUUGGAGUACAGCCUGGGGACUGUGUGAUGGUUGGUGACACACUAGAAACUGAUAUACAAGGAGGUCUUAAUGCAGGGCUAAAAGCAACAGUCUGGAUAAAUAAAAAUGGAAUAAUGCCACUGAAGUCAUCCCCCAUGCCACAUUAUAUAAUUUCUUCUGUGCUAGAGUUACCUGCUGUCUUACAAAGUAUAGACUGCACAGUCAAUAUGUCAGCUUAAAGCACAUAAAAGGACAUGAUUAUGUAUUUUAGGGUAAAAUUACAGGGUUUGAACUAAGAAAAGUUAAGGCAUUCCAUAUAUUAUGACCCAGUUCUAAGAAUAAUUUUACUUAUGAUUCAGUGGCCAGCCAACCAUUGACUGGUAUUUAUAUCUGGAAAUCCAGAGUACAUUAAUUAAUACAAGUUAUUUUUAGUAGGAUAAUCCAGAAAACUUGAGGAAAUAUAUUAUUUGUUAAAUCUGUAACUUGAGGUUUUUAAAGAAUUAUUUUAUUAAUCUUUUAAUAUCUUGGAUCCAUGAAGAUACCAGGCAAGAUAGCUUAUACUGGAUUCACAAAUACAGGUUUUAUGUUCUGUCUUAAAAAUAGAUAUAUUUUAGGGGCGCCUGGAUGGCUCAGUCGGUUAAGUGUCUGAUUUUGGCCCAGGUCAUGAUCUCAUGGUUUGUCGUUGGGUUCUUAGCUGACAGCUCAGAGCCUGGAGCCUGCUUCGGAUUCUGUCUCCCUCUCUCUCUGCCCCUCCCCGACUUGUGUUCUGUCUCUCUCUCAAAAAUAAACAUUAAUUAAAACUAAAAAUUUAAAAAAAAGAUAUAUUUUAAAAAUAGAUAUUCCAGAAAAGAUAUAUUAGAGAUUUAUUAGAAUAAUCAGAUCUGGUUAAUAGUAAAUAGUACUAAGUCACAUGCCAAUUAAGGCAUUCCGUAGUGAAAUUAUUUUGCAUAUUUUUUUUAAACAUAUGCCAUAUUUUUGCCUACUUUGAAUUUUAUGAAUCUAAUUUUUCUGCAUGACCUUUUUCUGGGGGUUGGGGGGGGGGUACAAUUUUCCUAUGGUGUAUACACAACAGAUUCCUCCAGUAAAAAAGCUGUUAAAAUCAGCAUGUGGUGCUCCUUCUCUGACAUUUUCACAUCUUUUCAGAGUGUACUUAUAGGUUCUUAUUGUCUUUACCUCUUACAGAAGUAUUUUUACAAUCUUUUCCCAGGUACACAGUGGGUUAAGGGGACUAGGCUGUCUUGCUGAGGAUAAGUACAAACCACAGGGUACCAAGUCAUUUUCCUUCUGUGGAUACUUCAGAGGGGGAUUGCCUUGGUGCAGCCUAACCACGCAGCUCUCCCAUGAAUUCUUUACUGGCCUGAACAGUUUCACCCAUAUGAUGAAAUCUAAGAGAAAAUUAUGUUUUGCUAUAAGAUAUUUCCAGGGUGUCAUUUUAAUAUAACUUAAGGGGCUCUGGGUGUUAACCAUCUGCCUUAAGUCUCCUGUUUUUCAAAUUCUAGGAAAUAUAUCCUUGUUUCACAAUUUUUAUAUCAAAUUCAUUGUUCACUUCGGGCUUAUUAAUUAAGGAUUAAGGCAUCUUGCAACUAGAAAACUUUUUCUAGGCCAUUAAGCUAGACUGUCUCAUGACUUCAAUCAAACUUGGAGUAAAAUGGUUAAUUAAGGAAAAAAGAAAGAAUGAUUUAGGUUGGUUUUUCAUAGGUUUUUGUUUUAACCUUUAUAUAAGAAGCUACUAACGUAAAAUAUUAGACUUUUAGGAUAUGUAUAACUAUACAUACAACUAUAGUUAUACAUAUCCUCAUUUAAAUAUUCUAUGAUUAUGAUACUUAGACUCUAGAUUAUGCCUAUCUGUAACUAUUUCUUUAGCCAAUCAUUUUCUGUCUACUGCCAAGAACAGGAUUCUCUGCCAUCGUGCAAAUGUCCUGUUGUGUUUACUUCUCACUCUUAAUUUUUAAAACUGUGAUUGUGCCCUUGACUGUCCCAUGGUGUUGUUGCUAUGAAGCUGAACAAUAGUGAACAGGGUAUGUUUGUGUAUAGUUCCAUGUGACCUUGAUUAUAUUUUAGCUAUUUAAAAAAUAUUAAAUUGGAGGAUCUUGACAGAAAAAAUAACUAUAUGCAUGAUUUCUCUAAUAGAUUGAUGUGCAAUGCUGAGGGGUUUGUCCUUUUAGCUCUCCCACAGGAUGGAUGUAGGCAGUGUCACAUUCAUUAUGCUAACUGGAGAAGAUUCAUUGCUUCUAGAUUAUAGUGACAGAACUCAGCAAGAUAGUUUCUAGGAUGUCAAGUGAGCAGUUCUUCAGCAAAAGUUAUGGAGGAGAGGGGGAAUUAAAAGAUUAUUUCCUUGUCCUCCCUGUGAUUUCUUUCUGUACAGUGCACUAAUGCAGUAUUGCAUUCCAUUUGCACCAUUCCAUAGGGAAAGACCUGGUAGUUUUCUGCCUUCUGAAUGGAAUAUUACAAAAGAUAUUAAGGAAUCUUGGAGUAGAUUCCUAUGAUUUUAUUAACAAUGUUUCUAUUUUAGAAUAAUGUUCCUCAAGAUUAAAAAAAAAAUAAUGUAACAGGGGCACCUGGGUGGCUUAGUCAGUUAAGUGAUUUCAUCUCAGGUCAUGAUCUUGUGGUUCCUGAGCUUAAGCCCUGCAUUGGGCUGUGUGCUGACAACUAGGAGCCUGGAGCCCACUUCAGGUUGUGUCUCCCUCCCCCUCUGCCCCUUCCCCACUCGCGCUCUCUCUUUCUCUCUCAAAAGUAAAUAAACAUUUUUUUAAAAAUCCCUUAUUUAAAAAAAUGAUGUAACAAUAGUGUCCUGUCAUCUUUUUUUUUUUCAGUUUCUUCAAAGUGGUAUGUUCUACAAAGCCCUAAAUUCUCAAUUGUCUAGAGUCUCUCCCAAGCACUAAGUUAUAUAGGAAGGCCAAGAGUAGUCACAAAUGGACACUGCACCUGGAUACUAACAGAAAGAUGGAUGUUUUCUGAUUCCAUAUACGCAUCUAACCCACUGGUGCACAAACAUUUUAGAUCUGGUAGGAGCCAAGACCCAGUGGCUGCUCAGUAAGUAUUGUAGGAAAGGAUUUUUAUAGUUACAGAGACAUUUGGUUUAGCACUUUCAAACUUCUUUGUAGCCUACAAAAGAAACGGUUUCCAUCACCAUCCAUUAAGUACAGUUAUAGUGAACAUAUUAAUAUAUAUUAAAUAGUUUUAUAUACUUAAAACUGAGGUAAGUUUUAUUAAACUACAUGCUACUAUACAUGGUCAGUUUUUUUCACUCCAUCUCUCCAUCUCUUUAACUUAGGGAAUAUAUUCAUAUUUGAACAAUUACUAUUUGGGAUACACAAGUCAAAAGAAUAAAACAGUGAAUGGCAAAGUCUCCUUUCUUUCCCAGAGGCUCACCACUCCUGUAGGCCACUGUUGUAAGCAACUUCCUGUGUAUCUGCAUGAGUGGGGGAUGGGCAGAGAGAGGGAGGGAGAAUCCCAAGCAGGCUCCGUACUGCCAGUGUGGAGCCUAACGUAGGGGCUCCAUCCCACAAACCACCAUGAGAUCAUGACCUGAGCUGAAAUCAAAAGUCGGAUACUUAACCGACUGAGCCACCCAGGAGUCCCUAGAAUUCCUUUCAGUUAAGCAAGAUUUUUAUUUCUGCUUUUCAGUUUUAGAAAAAAAUGCUCUUGCUAAGAUAUUAAUUGAAAAAGAGAGUCCUAAAGUUCUGUUUACAUCAUUUGUGUUAGGAACAUACACUUUUCCUGGUCUCUGCCAUCCACUAUCAUUCUUGUUAAAAUCAUCAAUAAAAGUGAUGGUUCCAUUGAC